AUGCAUUCAAGGCUUUUAUCGUCAUCAGUCGGGUGCUGGAGGAGAGGCGCCAGGCCCUGGACACUGCCUAUAAAGCCAGCGGUCAAUUGGAGCGGGUGGAGAUUAUACUCGUCAGCGGCGGCGGUCAAGCCAAAGCCGGAGAAGCCCUACUAUGUCACAACGCCGAUCUUCUACGUCAAUGCCGCUCCCCAUGUCGGCCAUCUUUACUCAAUGGUCAUCGCGGACGUCCUCAAGCGCUGGCAGCAGCUCCAAGGCUGCACCGCCGUCCUCUGCACCGGCACAGACGAGCAUGGGAUGAAGAUCCAGCAAGCCGCUCUCGCCGCCAACACGCCUCCCAAGCAGUUCUGCGACAGCGGUGCGGAGGUGUUCAAGAGUCUAGCACAAGAAGCCGACAUCUCCUACGACCACUUCAUCCGCACGACAGACCAGAAGCACUACGAUGCAGUCCAGCAUAUAUGGCACCUUCUCGCCGACCGCGGCCUCAUCUACACGGGAAAGCACGCUGGCUGGUACUCUGUCUCGGACGAGACCUUCUACCCCGAAUCUAGCGUCAAGCAGAUCCUCUCUCCUACGACGGGCCGGAAAACCAUGAUCUCCACCGAGACCGGCCAGGAGGUUGAGUGGGCUGAGGAAACCAACUAUCACUUCAAGCUCUCUGCCAUGCGCGAGAACCUCCUCGAAUUCUAUGCCAAAAACCCAGACUUCAUUGUCCCCGCCGCGCGCUACAAGACUGUUGUUGACGAAGUCACGUCGGGACUGUCAGACCUGAGCAUAUCUCGUCCACGCACCAGAUUAUCGUGGGGUAUCCCGGUCCCUAGCAACGAAGAACAGACAAUAUAUGUCUGGCUUGACGCUCUGGUUAACUACAUCACCGUCACCGGAUACCCAUGGACGCCCGGGAAAGAGUCCGUUGGCGGGUGGCCUGCAGACGUGCAUGUGGUUGGCAAGGACAUUGUCCGCUUCCACUGCAUAUACUGGCCUGCCUUCCUUCUGGCGCUUGAUUUACCACCCCCGAAGCAGAUCCUGACACAUGCGCACUGGACCAUGAAUCAGAAGAAGAUGAGCAAGAGCGUAGGUAAUGUUGUAGACCCGUUCUAUGCGAUGAAGCGGUAUGGGGUCGACACAAUGCGCUUCUACAUGGCGCAUGAUGGAGGCAUUGCGGAUGAUGGGAACUACAGCAAUAGAGAGAUCAUCAGCCGAUACCAAAGCAUGCUGCAGGGUGGCCUGGGCAACCUAACAAACAGAAUCUGCAGCAAGACUUUUGAUCUGGAAGCAGCCAUCGCCUUCGGCGUAGAUAGCUCAGACUUAGAGAUGACGGAGGCCGACAAACAACUCCAAGAGGCUGUGGAAACCGUCGGUGAGAAAGUGUUCGAGAAAAUGGCAAAGUUUGAUGUUCCCGGGGCGUUGAAGGAGAUUAUGGCCCUAAGUUCCAUGACAAAUAGAUAUGUCCAACACUCCGUCCCCUGGGAGCUCAAAGAUUCUUCUGUUGCCGCUCAGCGCCACAAGAUAAUCUACCUCUCCUCUGAGGCCGUCCGCGUUUGCGGGAUCCUCCUGCAGCCAUUCAUGCCCACAAAGAUGUCAGCACUGUUAGACCAACUCAGCGUGGCUACGGAUAAGAGAGGGUUCGAGUAUGCGUUCUUUGGAAAGGACAGGACGUAUGGUGUUGGGUCAUCGGGGAGGAAGGCAAUGCUUUUCCCGCCACUGAAUGAGGAAGCUUUGGGUUAG
Molecule: messenger RNA, 1725 nt
Organism: Morchella importuna
Lineage: Eukaryota; Fungi; Ascomycota; Pezizomycetes; Pezizales; Morchellaceae
Exons: 4
Coding region: 1-1725 (574 amino acids)
Biological process (GO): methionyl-tRNA aminoacylation
Molecular function (GO): ATP binding; methionine-tRNA ligase activity
Source: RefSeq, a predicted model, not a curated record